Purpureocillium takamizusanense is the source of this 2082-nucleotide messenger RNA. RefSeq names its product histone chaperone, variant 4 (gene NAP1). The record is from RefSeq and is a predicted model, not a curated record. Lineage: Eukaryota; Fungi; Ascomycota; Sordariomycetes; Hypocreales; Ophiocordycipitaceae. Bases 491 to 1696 code for a protein of 401 amino acids. The transcript is spliced from 4 exons. Gene Ontology annotation, biological process: nucleosome assembly. Gene Ontology annotation, molecular function: chromatin binding; histone binding. Gene Ontology annotation, cellular component: chromatin; nucleus.
CUUACGUCGAAAGGCUUGGUGCACGUUCUUCUAGGUUGCGUGCAACACGAACGCGAGGCAAGGUGCCGCCCAGGAAACACUGCCCGCCUAGCACCAAGUAAGUAUACCCCCAAGGCAGUACUCUGCCUUCGCCCGUCCUCCGCGCCUGCCUUAGGUACCUGUUGCCACCACCCACCACUGUCCACCAGGCUGGUCUGGACUUGAACCCCACCGAAUUUGGCCAGACGCCAAAAUCACCGGCCUCACCAACUUUCUCUCCCUUCUCCCCUCCCCCCAUCAUCACCAUCUGCGCAUUCGCCUCCCCCCAUCCCUUCGUGUUCCCGCCUUGAACGCGCUUGCAUCUGCAUCGUUAUUGAACCUCACUCAGCGAUCAGGCAAGCAGGCAGCAAUCAGACACAAUGGCCGAGCCUAUUCGGAACAAGCGACCCGACGUGACGGCGCCGUGAGUGACCUGCUACCCUCCUCCGCAAAAUGCUUGACCGCUUCGCUAAUGGCUCCAUCUCGAUAUAGCACGCCGCAGAACACGCCGGCCUCCAAUGCGCCCAUUUCCUCCCAUGCCCAGCAGCCUGGCGUUGCCAGCAUCAAAGAAGAGGACAUGGAUCGCGCAACCGCUGCCUCCAUCUUUGCCCAAAACCCAAAGCUCGUCCAGAUGAUACAGGGCCGACUUGGCUCUCUCAUCGGCCGCUCCUCCGGUUACAUCGAGUCUCUCCCAACUCCAGUUCGUCGCCGCGUCGCCGGCCUGAGAGCAAUCCAGAAGGAGCAUUCAAAGCUCGAGGCCGACUUUCAGGAAGAGGUCCUCCAACUCGAGAAGAAGUACUUCGCCAAGUUCACUCCUCUCUAUGAAAAGCGCGCCGAAAUCGUCAACGGCAAGGUCGAGCCCACCGAGGAGGAGGUCAAGGCUGGCGACGACGAGGAGCAGUCGCUCCUGGCUGAAGACGCCUCAGCUGAGAGCGCUCCCAAGCAGUCUGAUACUUCUGAGAAUGUGACAGGCAUUCCUGAGUUCUGGCUGUCUGCCAUGAAGAACCAGGUUACGCUGGCCGAGAUGAUCACCGACCGCGACGAAGCUGCCCUCAAGCACCUGGUUGAUGUUCGCAUGGAGUACCUCGACAAGCCCGGAUUUCGCCUCAUCUUCGAGUUCAGCACCAAUGAGUUCUUCUCCAACAAGACUAUCACCAAGACCUACUACUACCAGAAUGAGAGUGGCUAUGGUGGUGACUUCAUCUACGACCACGCCGAAGGCGAUAAGAUCGAGUGGUAUGCUGGUAAGGACUUGACUGUCCGUAUCGAAGCCAAGAAGCAGAGGAAUAAGACUACCAAGCAGACCCGUAUCGUUAAGAAGACGGUUCCCACUGAGUCUUUCUUCAAUUUCUUUUCGCCCCCGAAGCCGCCUACCGACGACGACGACGCCGAGGAGGAUGACGCCGGCUCGGAUAUUGAAGAGCGCUUAGAGCUGGACUACCAGCUCGGCGAGGACAUCAAGGAGAAGCUCAUUCCUCGCGCUAUUGACUGGUUUACUGGUGAAGCUUUGGCUUUCGAGGAGCUUGAGGAUGAUGACCUCGAGGCGGGCGAAUUCGAUGACGACGAGGACGACGACGAGGACGACCUGAGCGAGGAUCACGAUGAGGAAGAAGAGUCUGACGACGAUGACGACUCGGGCAAGCCCAAGCAGGAAGCCGCUGAGUGCAAGCAGAGCUAAACUCGCGCGGCACGUUUACACCGGACACGCGAACACAUGGCGACGAUUACGGCAUCUUGAGUCCGGGCAGACUUUGGAAGCAGAGCAGAGAGGAAGUUUGGCUGGCCAUGGGGCGGGGCGCAGCAUGAGCGCAGGAAGUCAGACCGCGAUCGUUGCGUUGGGGGGAGGGGGAUCGUCGGGUUGGUCAGUUUGACAAUUGCUCUGGAUUCCGUCGAUAGAACGCGCGAAAUGGCGUAUGCGGGAUGGCAUACCUCGUACAGUAGUGUCCUUCACAUCUCUUUGUUUUUGCUUGGUUUUGCUUGCUUCUUUUUUGGCUGAGAUGCGCAUCGUAUCGUAGAUAGAUAAAGUGAUGGGUAAUGAGCGAUAACAGAGCAACGGCACCCAGG